Messenger RNA from Halichondria panicea, 1888 nucleotides. RefSeq lists its product as uncharacterized. The transcript has 2 exons. NCBI's taxonomy places the organism in Eukaryota, Metazoa, Porifera, Demospongiae, Suberitida, Halichondriidae. The coding region runs from base 1028 to 1708 and encodes 226 amino acids. The record is from RefSeq and is a predicted model, not a curated record.
UGAACCUACAGAGAAAAAACAAGGCGGCCGGGAUUAUAACAUACACUGUUUGGUAUACCACUAUAGAUAAGAGACAGAAGCGAUUCACGUGAUGUUUUACAUUGAAGUCCACGUAGUGGCUCUGACCGAUCAUCCGUGUUUCGCCUUUAAAACUCCCGCGAAAACUUUCAAUGAUUAUACCUCUCAAAACCCCCCCAUAACUGAACCAUGGCCCCUGAUGGUGAGUGUCCAUUUGAAAGUAACAUUUUGCUUGUCGUGAAGUAGCUAGAUGCUUGUGUACAUAUAAUUUAUAGCUAAGGCAAAUAAUUAUGAGGUAAAAGUUGUGUUUAGCAGUAGAGCUGCUUUGUGAAUCCCUCUCUAUCCUCCACCACGUAUGGAAAGCGCGCCUGAUAAUCCUGCUGUUUUCGCGUGGCAUGGAUUUAAUAGUAAAUUUGUUAGUAAAACUCUCCGUAGAUUAUCAAUAGUUUAUAUCAGGAGCACAUGAGGAGAUGGAGCGUUUUAUGACCUAAUAUUGCAGACUUAAUAUUGUCUAACUACAAUUCCUUGUUUGUAAGUGCUCUGUACAUGUGGCGCCUGAUAAUGCUAAUAAUGGUACCUUGAAUAUCAUUAAAUGUUAGCGGUUUGCAUGUAUAUGGAUGUUUACAGUAUAUAUAGGACGAUAUCAAAUCCACAUAGUAAGAUGCUCCAUCUCCUCAUGUGCUCCAGUAUAUAUAGAUUAUGAAGUAGUUAGUAGUACCAAGGGCAUAUGAAGAGAAGAGGGCAUGCAACUCGCAAUGUACACUGUGUAGUUGUCAAAAAACUGAUGAGUCAGCAGGAUAUAGCCAACCGCCCACACGUAAAUAGGCGCGAUAGUGGGCGUGAACACUGUUAAACUAGAAAUGUACCACAAAAUUACUUUAGAAGAGUUUAGAAUUGAUCAAUGGCUACUUCUAGUCUAUAGUAUUGGUCCUUCUCUUCCGCUUGUUGACCUUUGUGGCUAACUCUACCCAACAGUACAGUGCUAGCUCUAGCUGGCUUGGUGACUAUUAUGGAGAAAUCGAUACUUCACAGAGGUAUAUCGAUAAAUGUUUCACUUGAUGGUACUGAUAUCCCCCAAACGGACUCAGUCAAGUAUCUCGGAGUGACGAUUGACAAAGACCUCAACUGGAAAGCUCAUACGGAGCAAGUACGUCGCAAAUCACUGGCCGCACUCUCAACAAUCAAACGCUCUAGCUCCUUCCUACCAAGCAACACCCGCAAACUAUUAUUUAACAGCCUUGUUCGCCCCCACCUAGACUAUUGCUCAGUGGUAUGGCAUUCAUGCAACUCUACCAUCAGUAAGAGAAUUGAACGUAUACAGAACUAUGGAAUGCGUGUGAUAUUAGGAAAACCUCCACGCACUAGCAGCUCACCCCUCAGGGACCAACUUGGCUGGACUACACUCCAAGAAAGGCGGCAGAGGUUUAUGCUCACUCUAGUUCACAGAUGUCUGCUGAACCUUGUCCCUCCUUACCUGAAGAACAAGUUUAAACUCAACUCGAUACUGUACAACAUUGGGACCCGUGGAUCAGGUAAUAUCCACCUAGGCCAGCCAAACUCUGAACACUACAGAAGCAGCUUUGAAUACUCAGGUGCUCUGCACUACAACCGUCUCCCGCUAUCCUCAAAAUCAUGCCCCACUUUAAAGUUGUUCAAAACCUCCCUGAAAACCCUACACAUCACAAUCUAGGAGAACACCUGUCAUAUAUGAAUUAAUUAUCUAUAUGUAUGUUUUAUUUAUUUCUUUUCUUUUAUAUAGGACCUGCAUGAAAACCUACCAUUAUGGUGGAUGCAGCAUUCCUAUCCAAAUGAAAAUUUAUCUAUCUAUCUAAAUCAAUUAGUUGCUUAGGAAUAAAAAAGGCCACAAAUA